AUGAGGAAAUGGCAGAUUUUAGAGUUCGAUGGAAAGCCAUAUUAUGCAUUUGUACCGGAGGGUGACGUACCGUUACCAGACGAAGAUAUUCCUGAAGAAUUGGAAGAGGUUGUAGAGAAUGAGGAAGAAUUGAUGAAGGAGGGAAAGGAAGAGGUAAAUGAUUUGGUAGAAGACGAGGAAGGUAGCAAGGUACCAAAAGUUGAAUGCCUUUAUAGCGAAGAAAAUUUACAAUAUGAUUCGAUGGAUGAAAAACUUUACGAGGAAGGAAAUAUUUUUAAUGGGAAUUACGAACAAAAGGAGGAAGAGAUAGACACAAAACCGAUCGUACUUAACGGAAGUAAUGGGGUAGACGGUAGAAACACUGUAGGAGAUUUGUAUCAGGUGAAACUUCAAGGUAGCAUGGUGACCAUAGAAAAGCUUUUUUCUACAGAUAUCAAUGUGAAAUCAAACAAUAAUUUUCAAAGCGAAGAAACUUAUAACAAUAAUGCUGAAGACGAAGGAGAAGUAGAAUAUCUCGAAAGCGAGAUCUUAGGAUCUACGAACGAUACCGCAUCUCCAACGAAAAAUCGCAAAAAGGUUUCGAAUACUGCACUGAAGUGUAAACUGUGUUCAGAGAUGUUCAACUCGGCAAUAUCCUUUCGAAAGCAUGUUGCAUGGACUCACAAAAAGAAAGUGUGCAUACAAGAGGACGGUGCUUAUAUAUGCGCCGUGUGUGAUUAUAGAACAUUGAAAAAAAGCUUGUUCGCGGCACAUCUUGAAAGAAAACACGAAACUUGGUCGAGAAAACGACCAAACAAUUUACUCUUUCCCUGUGCCGCUUGUGGAUUUGUAUGUAGAUCCAAACACUCGUUACAGUCUCAUUUUAUAAGGAAACAUACGGAUCGAUAUGAACAUCAGUGUAAAUUUUGUCCGAAAAAAUUCAAGGUCAAAGGUGAUCUCACGAAUCACGUGAGAUUCCAUCAUAAGGAGAAACCAUUGAAUUGUGACGUUUGUGGAAAACUCUGUCAGAAUAGUGGUUCUCUUUAUGUUCAUCAGAAAUGGGCGCAUUACAAGCCAAAAUAUGAAUGUCAUAUUUGUAAAAGACGAAUGGUGACCCAGGAGAACUUAGAUCAACAUCUUUUAAUGCAACAUGAAAAGAGAGAAAAAAUCGUAUGCGCGGAGUGUGGUAAAACAUUCACAAAAAAAGAUUCUUUCAAGAGACACAUGGCUGUUCAUACCGGAUGUAAACCACAUUCUUGUCUGAUCUGUAACAAACCUUUUGCAAGAAGAUCGCAAUUGAGACAGCACUUGCUAAUACACACAGGAAAGCGACCAUUUGUUUGCGACAUUUGUGGGAAAGCUUUCACUCAAAAACCGGGUUUAAUAUGUCAUAGAAAGACACAUCCUGGCCCACAUCCACCAUUACCCGUGAUGCCAAUCGCGGACAUCGUUAAGGAAUUUACUGAAGGAUACGUUCAAGAGAUCAAUGCGCGUGAAAACGACGAGAGAAUAGUCGAAGAAACAUAA
Messenger RNA from Vespa crabro (European hornet), 1506 nucleotides. Its product is annotated as zinc finger protein 454-like. The record is from RefSeq and is a predicted model, not a curated record. The transcript has a single exon. Bases 1 to 1506 code for a protein of 501 amino acids. Gene Ontology annotation, cellular component: nucleus. NCBI's taxonomy places the organism in Eukaryota, Metazoa, Arthropoda, Insecta, Hymenoptera, Vespidae.